Messenger RNA from Brassica napus (rape), 1233 nucleotides. Its product is annotated as protein LIGHT-DEPENDENT SHORT HYPOCOTYLS 9. Gene Ontology annotation, cellular component: nucleus. The record is from RefSeq and is a predicted model, not a curated record. Lineage: Eukaryota; Viridiplantae; Streptophyta; Magnoliopsida; Brassicales; Brassicaceae. The transcript has a single exon. Bases 461 to 1051 code for a protein of 196 amino acids. Gene Ontology annotation, biological process: response to light stimulus; mRNA transcription.
AUAAUCGGUCAUGGAUAAAACCGAAUGAAAAAUUACAAAAAUAUAAAUUUUCAAAUUUGUAGAAAUAAAUAUUUCCUAUAGCCCCAGAAUCUCAGGUGACAUUGGUUCAUUAUAAUGAUAUAUUUCAUAUCUUCAGUUGUUGUAGUCCUGUGUGAAAUUAUAAUAUGAUUUGUUUUUUUUAAUGUAAUAUUCAUAAUUACUUAAAAUGUUUAUAUUCUGAUUCAGUUACAUGGUGUUCAAAUAAAAGCAGAUAGAAUUUUCAUAUUCGCAUGAAAUGAUAAAAAUUUACUGUCGCUUUAUUUAUAUAUAUUUUUCGUAGAAAUACAUGAAUAGUUUCUCUCCUCGUUCCAUUAUUUCUCAGUACUACGUAUCUCUCUCUCUCUCUCUCUCUCUCUCUUUCCUUUACUUUAUUGCCGCUUUUAAACCUGCGAUUUGCUCAUAGACCAAAAACAUAUACCUAAUGAUGUCGUCGGAGCAUCACACACCAACGAAAGAUCCACCGGAUCAUCCAUCUUCUUCCUCCAACCAUCUCAAGCAACCGCUUCCUUCUCAACCGCAACCGCAGCAACCGCUCAGCCGCUACGAGUCGCAAAAACGCCGCGAUUGGAACACGUUCAUCCAAUACCUAAAAUCGCAGAAUCCACCGUUGAUGAUGUCUCAGUUUGAUUACACGCACGUGCUAAGUUUCCUAAGGUACUUAGAUCAGUUCGGUAAAACCAAAGUACAUCACCAAGCUUGUGUCUUCUUCGGACAACCCGAUCCACCAGGACCGUGCACGUGUCCUCUCAAACAAGCUUGGGGAAGCUUAGAUGCUUUGAUCGGACGGUUGAGAGCUGCUUACGAGGAACACGGUGGCGGGUCGCCUGAUACAAACCCGUUUGCAAACGGGUCAAUCCGGGUUCACUUGAGGGAAGUGAGAGAAUCUCAAGCCAAGGCUCGUGGGAUACCUUACAGGAAGAAGAAGAGGAGGAGGAAGACCAUAAACGACGUCGUAGUUGUCAAGAAAGAUGUUGCAAACUCUUCAUCGACUCAUAAUCAGUCGUCCGCUUGAUAAUUUAUCAUAUAAAAAAUAUGUCCACUAUAGGUAAUCAAUAUAUAAAUUCUCUUUCUUAUUUAAUUUAAAAUUUCAUAGGCUAUUUGAGUUGGAAUUAUUCCCUCUGAAUAAUUAGACCACAAAACUCAAAAUGUAUCGGUUUAAUAAUUGUGAUGGAUACCAUCAAUUUUUCCUGAUUA